AUGGAGAAAUUCUCGCAGUUCCGAGAUCGAGGCUCGGGUAUUGCGCCUUUCCUGCCCAUUCCAUCCGAGUCACUAGGCUUACAGGCCCCUCUCCGAGUCUUCCUCUUUUGCUUUCGGCUGCCCUUGUUCCUUUUUGUAACAUUGGCCUAUUUUGCUAUUCUUCAAUGGCUUCCCAUUGGGUCCUUGGGCAAGAAGGCCGCACUUUGGUGCAUCUUAGGUGUCCCCAGUAUCUGGUGGAUUGACCUCCAAGUGGACGGAGUCAGGAAAGGCUCCCUCUCCAAACAACAUCGGGCAAGUCUCCCACAACCGGGCUCCGUAAUCGCCUCCUCUUUUACCUCUCCCAUCGACGCCGUCUACCUGGCCGCUAUCUUCGAUCCAGUCUUCACAGCCGCCUACCCACAUACCAGACAAGUCGAGCGGAUCUCUCUUCUCCAGGCUGUUCUCCGCACCUUUGCCAAACCCACUACUCAACCGGACCCCGCGGCAAAAUUAGUGGACGUAGCCACCCUCGUUGCGAAAUACCCAAACCGACCCAUCGUCAUCUUCCCUGAAUGCACAACAACCAACGGCCGCGGUAUCCUUCCUCUAAGCCACGCCCUCCUCGGCAUCCCAGCCAAAACCAAGGUUUUCCCCGUCAGCCUACGCUACACUCCCGUAGACGUGGUAACUCCGCUCCCAGGCAGCUAUAUCAGUUUCCUUUGGAGACUGCUCAGCAAGCCCACGCAUUGCAUCCGAGUCCGAAUCGCCAAUUGUGUUACGAUCUCAGGUGUGAGCGAUUCCGCAUCUGCGCGGUCGACGCGGUCGAAUUAUACCUCGAAUUAUUUGGAUACCCUGGAUGAGGCUGAAGGUGGGGUGACAACUGCUGAAAAGGAGUUCCUUGACUCGGUUGGUGAGGCGCUGGCAAGGUUGGGCCGUGUGAAAAGGGUUGGCUUGGGGGUGAAUGAGAAGCAGGAAUUUAUGCUGAAGUGGAGUAAGACUCGGAGGACUUGGUGA
Messenger RNA from Penicillium odoratum, 993 nucleotides. Its product is annotated as lysophosphatidic acid acyltransferase LOA1. The coding region runs from base 1 to 993 and encodes 330 amino acids. NCBI's taxonomy places the organism in Eukaryota, Fungi, Ascomycota, Eurotiomycetes, Eurotiales, Aspergillaceae. The record is from RefSeq and is a predicted model, not a curated record. The transcript has 3 exons. Gene Ontology annotation, molecular function: acyltransferase activity.